Messenger RNA from Megalopta genalis, 4818 nucleotides. It is a transcript of the gene Patr-1, whose product is annotated as Protein associated with topo II related - 1. Gene Ontology annotation, molecular function: RNA binding. NCBI's taxonomy places the organism in Eukaryota, Metazoa, Arthropoda, Insecta, Hymenoptera, Halictidae. The record is from RefSeq and is a predicted model, not a curated record. Gene Ontology annotation, cellular component: P-body. Gene Ontology annotation, biological process: P-body assembly; deadenylation-dependent decapping of nuclear-transcribed mRNA.
CCAAAGCACAACUCCGAUUCGUUCUCGACGAACAGUCGCGUCGCCUUUUAUCCGCCUACAAAGAAUUAAAAUUGUUCGUCAAACAGUUUAACGCCUGGCAAACAAGAACAUUUCGUAAAAUCUUUGAAUUUAUCGAACGAAUCGGCUAUGUGUAACAUUUCGCAAUCCCUCCGGAGUGUAUAGUUUUCCGAAUAAGCAUUGCCCGUUUUACUUCCUCCACAAGUUGCGAUGGAGAAUAGCAAUUUAGAAGAUGGGCUGUAUGGCCCUUUGGAGGACGACGAUUUUAGAGAAGAGGAGUACGACGCAUUCAACAAUGAAACUUUUGGCUCUGAUGCCGCCAUCGGUGAUUGGGAGAAAGAUCACGAGAAACUUUCAGAGAUCGCUGAAUCAAGUCGGAGCAGACCGAAAAACGAGAACGCAUCGAAUAAGAAAAAUGGAGUACCUGCGGAUAUUGAAGAUAAUUUAUCGCAUCUAGUAUUAGAUGAAAAGGAAGGGAUCGUCCCCCGGCCUGGAGUAUGGGAUAGUCCGUCAAAUUUGUCCUUACCUAAACCUGGGCCAUCUGUCACAUUACCAUUGGCCUUGACCACCGCACGUACCGUCACAGAAUUAGAAAAAAGUAUCGUUGGUAGUAGACCACCUCCAGGAUUGGCAAAGCCUGUUCAAUUACUACAACAGCAACAACAACAACAACAACAACCACCGCAACAACAACAGCAGCAACAACAGAAGUCCGAUGGAUCCCAUCUGUUCGAAUCUUUAUCAACAUCGCCGCGCUUUCCACCAGGAUUAGGCAUACCGUCCGCUCAUCCUGUUAUUCUACCCCCAAAUGCAAGAUUCCCACACAUGCAAUUUAUACCACACCUUAGGCAAUUACCUAAUCAAACUGGAAACGUAUUGAGGUAUCAAAUUCCAGCGCAUUUGAUGGUGCCACACGCUGGGCAUUUAAUGGUGCCACAUGGUGCGCAAAGACAACCAAUUCAUGGUUCAUUUUGCAAUAAUUUUCCUCAACCUCCACACUCGAAUUUAGGGCCUCCGUCGUUUAUGCGAACGGAUCACAGCAUGGUGCCUCCUUUUUCUAGCAAUCAGAUCGGUCCUCAUCAGCAGCAACAUUCUUUUCCGUAUUCUGGAAACCAACGAAAUCAGAACAGAUCUUUCCAUCACCCAGAACAACAAGGAAAUCAUCAACCAUUUUUUAAAACUAAUCAGUAUCAUCGUAAUCAUGAGUGGAAUUACCAGCAACGACCAUACCAUUACCAUCAUCAUAAUCAUACAAUAAACGGAAUGACCAAUACGGGAGAGUACGAUGAAUAUGCUGGUCUGAUGAGCAGUCGGGAAAAACAGUGGUUGAUUAACAUACAAUUGUUACAACUAAACACAAACGAGUCAUACGUCGAUGACUACUAUUACACCGUCUUCUGCGACAAGAAGAACAAACAGAACGCAAGUCAAGACCAAAAAGAUAAAAAGUUGCACAAUAACAAUAAUGGUUACCACAGGGAUUCAAGCUUCGCGUUUUUUAGGGAUCGAGAACAAAGUCAGCAUCAUACUCUUUUUAAAAAAAACUAUAUACCGGCACAAUUCGAAAAUUCACUAGGGAAGCUACAAUUUGCUAGCGUGAUAGCGCCGCGUAAAGUUAUCGAUAUGGACGUUGUACCAAACAGCGAUCCUCAGUCAGCUACGCAAAUACAACAAAGGGAUACGAGGAGAACGAGACAAUUGUUGCUCGAAAUCGAAAGGUUGUAUGUAGUCCAAUUGAAGCUGGAGGAUUUGCAUAAUCCAUUAGCCCUACUCGGUGAACAACAACAGAAUCAAGAAAGAGAAAAUGAAGCGAACAUCGUUAAAAAAACAAAACCAGAACUAAUAAACACGAUGCUGUCUUCUUUACAUCAAUUGAAUCAAGACGAUAAACUGACAAGCAUGCUUAGCAUUCGCAAAGGAAAAACACUGUUAUUGAGGUUCUUACCAUUCGUGGACGUAACAGAGUAUCGCGCUCAGUUGGAAGACCUGUGGAACGCGAUAUUCCGAGGAUUAGCUAUAAUAGGUCGAAGAGAUUCCCAUUUGUUGAUAACGCUUUAUUUGGAGUUUCAACGGUGGAUAGCCGUCGUACAAGACUUUGGUGCAAUACUACGGCUAGUACGAUCCUUAUCCGAUUCCGUUGGCCACUCGGUCAGGAACAACAGUUUAUCGUUUGCUCUUACGAACAAGUUCGGCGUAUCUGUAAUAGCAUCGAUGUUGGAACGAGCAGAGGAUCUAUAUCCUACGGAUGAUUCGUCCUCGGAGUGGUCAUCUUUCAUAGCGAACAUCAUUGAAAUAACCGGCGAAUCAUCACCCUGCGUCGCACCUUGUCAACCAGUGGCCGCAAACACGCUCAGUCAGCAUUUAAACCGAUUAUCUCGCGUGAAAACUGAGGGGUACGCGAAUCUGGAACUUUUGCUAACAGACGCCAACCCAUCCCGAUAGUCGGAAGUCGAUCAAAUGAUCUUCGCUGUAACUGUUUCCAGUAAUUUUCAUUUUUGUCUUACGAAAACAGAAUCGGGUCGAAGGAGAACUGCAGACACAUUAAUGCUGCUACAAUAUUAAGUAUAUAUUUUAGUUCGAUCGAUCACCAUACUCUCACAGUAGAUCCAUGCUUUUCGCCUCGUAUUUUAAAUGUGACGUCUAUUAUUCGAUUGUUUCCCAUUUAUAUUUAACUCGAUCGAUUUAUUUAGCCGAUGUACCGCCUAACAUUUCAUAUAAUCUCUGUCCGCGAGUCUACUGUGUAAAAUUGGUCAUCGAUUUCGAUUUCCUUUACGCGAACUACACAUCCUAUGUUCGUUUGCCGUUUAGUUGUAAUACUCUUUGUAUUUUUAUUUCGUUCGAAUUCAUUAUGAUAUUAAGCGCGGUAUCGUUGAAUCGUAAAAGAUUUAGUAUCGUGUCACUCGAUUCUGCUGACAGUUUGUGAGAACUUAUUCGGUGUAAAGUUUGGAACGUUUAUCAAUUGUUCCGCCUUCUAUUAGAUUAAAACAUUCAAUGUUUUAACGCUCAAUGUGAUUGUUUUCAUGCGUGAACCUUAAAAUAAUUAGGCCGCCAUAGGGUGUGUAGAUUUUUCACUUCUUUUGAGAUAUCAAAAGUAACAGCAUGUUAUUGUAAUCACUUGUCGACGAGAGCCAGCUUUUCUCUAAAGAGAUGUAUCGUACAAGGUAAUUACAUUAUCUUUGUGGAAGUUAAAUUCUGUGAAACGCAUCGUUUAUUCGUUUCUGCUCUUGAUUUUUCGAGCCUUAACGGAGAUCCCGGGUAUUGCGUAAUUGCAAGAAUUGUGUAUAAGUUUCCACGCCAAGAUCCGGAGUAUUACAACAUUUUUAUAUAACGUUAUUAACGCAUUGAGUAGUGAACAAAUUUCAAAGGAAACCGAUGUGAUUGUCGUUCUUGUCCGGACUCCGGAGGCGCGCAAUUGCAACGCUUUCGUGGAUUAGUAAACGUUUUUUGGAAACAUUGGCGACCGUUUCGUGUGCAUUUUUGAAACACUGAUCAGUGUUUAGGAAAAGCGUUCGCGCAGUUGCUUCCUGCUCGUUGUAAUAUGCAAAAGAAAAAUAGAAAAGAUCAGGUCAGAUAAAUUGUUGCAGCCCUGUAGCAAAUGCGCGAACAACGUUUUCAAAUAUACGACGACAUGGCCUUUAGUAAACAGUGUAAGUGGUUACUUUUUAUCGCAGAACACAUUGAACAAGUCUUAUAUGUACAUUUAGCUUGUAUGUACAUAACAGCGAUUCCGAUGAAUGAAUAACUUCAUAUAUUUUGUAAUUGGAAUGCAAAAGAAAAUUUAUUUUUUGCUUCCACGAGGCAUAGCACUACGUCAUUUUUGCAAAAAAGAUAAAAUGGAAAAAAGGGAAAGAUUAUAGAACAAAUGAUGAGAAUUAUCGAUCGCGUUAUUUUUUAAUCUCUGUAGUGAAUUAUAUAAAAUCGAUGAAAUUGACUCGGCAUUCUCAAACUCGCAUAGUGUAUAUUAAAAGUAUUCGUUAAACUGAGCGGUGCGUUAUGUCGCGGUCCAGUACUUGUACUCUUCUCUUGUAACGUAAGACACUAAUUAUAAGUUUUGCGAGCUCCUCUUUUCCCGUUUCUUUUUAGAACGUAUGUACCACUGUAUCUAACCGAGUCGUUCUUAAGUUUCUUAAUGGAUUCCGACGAGGUCACUUCUCAGUUCAACUGUUCGAAUUCAGUGUGAUGUAUGCUAGCGCAAAAUCAGUCUCGACGAUUUCUAUUUCCUACUAAAACCGGUAACCGAGAUCGGUUUUGAAUUUUGAGGGAAGUUGAUUAUACUUACUGUUUUGUAAAAUGCCAAUCGAACGGUGACCGAGCUGAAACAAGCACGUUUCGAUUCCGUACUAUCGGACGAAAGAUAUUUGUUGAGCCUGUACAAAUUUUUUAAUCUUUGAAAGUAAACUGUACCAUAAAGUUUAAUCAGCGUUAAUCAUUUACGGCGUCGUUAAUUCUGCCGUAUUGUUUUUUCGUAACUGCAAACAUUUCGUUUUUGUAUUUACAUUUAAAAGCUUAGUUUACCACGCAAUUUAACGCUUUACCCCUCUAUUAAAAUAGGAUUUCCUAGAAUUGUGCUAUAUCAAAAAGAAACUUAAAAAUUUCUUUUUACGUAAUCUCUCCGUCAUUGAAAAUUUUCAAUUGUCAUUGAAAAAUUUGAGAAAUCUUUAAAUGUGAAACAAAGAUUUUGAACAAUUGGGCGUGUCUGCAAAACGAAUUCGCGUAUUUUGAAAUUAGAUCGUGGAACGUCUGCGCAACGAAUUUUAAAUGGAAAUUGAAGUCUCGAAUAAAUAUUGUGAAUUCACGUAA